CCGUACCAGAGGUAGUCACGUUUUUUAAAGAUGGUGGCACCCAUAUCAAUCAGCGAGCGGCGGCUCCAGCGUGGUUUGCUUGCGCUCUUCUUCUUUUUGCACGUCUUUUACUCCGCAGCGGGGGGCGAGGAAGGCGGCAGCACGGCCGAAUUCGACGUGAGGCCUGGGGGGAUGGUGCACUCUUUCUCCAAAAGCCUGGGAGAUUAUGCAUGUACUUUUACCUACGCAGCUCAGGGUGGGACAAAUGAGCAAUGGCAAAUGAGCGUUGGAGUCAGUGAAGACAAUUUGCUGUUCUCCUGUUCAGUCUGGAGUACUCCUGUGAAAGGGGUCGCUCGACUCCCCAAAGGGUCAAUUCACAGGUUGAGAACGGUAUCGCACAAGGAGGGCAAAUUCCGCUCGGAACUUUCCAAGCUAGUGAUAGUUGCAAAAACGGCCCACGAUGAACUGUGACCCUUUAGCCGGAAGAGUCUCACCUGGAACCGUAUGGCAGAAGAAGAGGGUGCAUCCACCUGUAUUUUGCCUGAUGAGGAUUGUCGGGUCAGGGUUAAGACUUCUCUUUUGUAUGCUGCGAUUUGCAGGCAUUCCUGGGUGUUCCAAAUCACUCAGUUUUGGGGUGGGCCAUCUGUUACCUUCUGCUUUCGUGAUCCGACAACUACAGAAAGUUCCGUUCAAAGUGAGGGAUGUGAGUGUGGGUUAUCUUCCGCAGUUACCUUUGUCAGUCUGGAGCUGCAACAGUGGAACAUCACAGAAUUCACCCUUCUGGUUCCUCCAGAGCAUUUUCAAACCAGAGGGAUUUUUUCUCUUUUUUAUCUUCCUGCCUCCUCUCUGCCCACAUAAUUUGGUUCAAUAACGAUGAAGGACUCCAACUUUUUUAAAUUUUCCUUGGAAUAAAUCAUAUAUCUCUUAAA
Molecule: messenger RNA, 908 nt
Organism: Sphaerodactylus townsendi
Lineage: Eukaryota; Metazoa; Chordata; Lepidosauria; Squamata; Sphaerodactylidae
Product: myeloid-derived growth factor-like
Exons: 5
Coding region: 31-450 (139 amino acids)
Biological process (GO): positive regulation of endothelial cell proliferation; positive regulation of angiogenesis
Source: RefSeq, a predicted model, not a curated record